Molecule: messenger RNA, 1491 nt
Organism: Homo sapiens (human)
Lineage: Eukaryota; Metazoa; Chordata; Mammalia; Primates; Hominidae
Gene: BLOC1S4
Product: biogenesis of lysosomal organelles complex 1 subunit 4
Exons: 1
Coding region: 37-690 (217 amino acids)
Biological process (GO): anterograde synaptic vesicle transport; anterograde axonal transport
Cellular component (GO): axon cytoplasm; cytoplasm; BLOC-1 complex
Molecular function (GO): AP-3 adaptor complex binding
Source: RefSeq, marked reviewed
GGAAGCGAGCGCUGCGCAGUCGGGUGGUCGCGGGCCAUGGAGGGUAGCUUUUCGGAUGGCGGAGCGCUGCCGGAGGGGCUCGCGGAAGAGGCCGAGCCGCAGGGCGCCGCCUGGAGCGGGGACAGUGGCACUGUUUCCCAGAGCCACAGCAGCGCCUCGGGGCCGUGGGAGGACGAGGGCGCGGAGGACGGCGCGCCGGGCCGCGACCUGCCGCUGCUUCGCCGCGCCGCUGCGGGCUACGCCGCCUGCCUGCUGCCCGGGGCCGGGGCGCGGCCCGAGGUCGAGGCCCUGGACGCGAGCCUAGAGGACCUGCUUACCAGAGUGGACGAGUUCGUGGGCAUGCUGGACAUGCUUCGCGGCGACUCGUCCCACGUCGUCAGCGAGGGCGUGCCGCGCAUCCACGCGAAGGCCGCCGAGAUGCGGCGCAUCUACAGCAGGAUCGACCGGCUGGAGGCCUUCGUGAGGAUGGUGGGGGGCCGCGUGGCCAGGAUGGAGGAGCAGGUCACCAAGGCCGAGGCCGAGCUGGGCACCUUCCCCAGGGCGUUCAAGAAGCUCCUGCACACGAUGAACGUGCCCUCGCUCUUUAGCAAGUCUGCUCCCUCGAGGCCACAGCAAGCCGGCUACGAAGCCCCCGUCCUGUUUCGGACCGAAGACUACUUCCCUUGUUGCAGUGAAAGGCCUCAGCUCUGACGGCCUGACCACUGCGGCAAGAGGACCCCAGCUGGGGUGCUUACCUCCAGUAUGAAGUGAAUUGCAAAUCCUGCUUAUGGACAUAUAUGAUGUUGGAGUGUGGGAUUUUAAAGUUUACUUUCUACAAACUCUCCGUAGUAUAUUCAUGAUUCAGUGUAGAAUGUAUAGACUUUAUGUCUUCCAAGUUUAAAAAAAGAGACAGGGUCUUGGUAUGUUGCCCAGACUGUUCGGAAACUCCUGGGCUCAAGUGAUCCUUCCACCUCAGCCUCCCCAGUAGCUGGGACUACGGGGUCGCCACUGCACCCAGCCUGUGUCUUCCAGCUCUAAUCAGAAAGCUGCUUGUCGAGGGCAUGGGGAAUCAAACUGAAUGAACUUUUCUCUGCACUGUGGCAAAACUGUUAUUUUUAUGGAUUUUACUAAAUGGCGUUACCUUUUCAAGAUUUAUAUGUUUGUAUAAUCAUAAGAAAAUUGAGCCAUUAAAGCCUUGUUAUUCAAUCCUAAUAGUCAGUUUUCUAGAACCUACUUUUAGGGUAAAUGGUACAUUAUUUAAUAUUAUAUUAAACCUCCUAUAGCGUGGAUUGUAGACCAAAGGAAAUGGUACAAUUUCUGAGAAUAUAUGUUGAUUUUUUGUGACUAAUUCCAAAGUUGUAUUUGAAAGUAUGACCUCACAGUCUUCAUUUGUCCAUAGCAAACAUAUGUGUGUGUGUGUGUAUAUAUAUAUGUGGGUUGCCAAUGUUUGGUUUAUAAUUUAAAUGUUAAUAGAAAUUUUGAGUUUUAUUGGAAAUGAUUUCCUUCUGAAAA